Molecule: messenger RNA, 1656 nt
Organism: Parathielavia appendiculata
Lineage: Eukaryota; Fungi; Ascomycota; Sordariomycetes; Sordariales; Chaetomiaceae
Product: Myo-inositol-1-phosphate synthase
Exons: 2
Coding region: 1-1656 (551 amino acids)
Biological process (GO): inositol biosynthetic process; phospholipid biosynthetic process
Cellular component (GO): cytoplasm
Molecular function (GO): inositol-3-phosphate synthase activity
Source: RefSeq, a predicted model, not a curated record
AUGGCACCGCACGCUGAGACUGACGCGGGCUCCGCGAACGGUGAUGGACCCUACAGCAACGGCGCUGUUGCCCACAAUGGCUCUGCCUUCGCCCCCAAGUUUGUUGUCAACUCGCCCAAUGUGGUGUACUCGGACACCGAGAUCCGCUCCAAGUACACGUACCGCACCGCAAUGGUGACGGAGGGCGAGAACGGCACCCGUGUGGUCACGCCGCGCGAGACCGUGUACGACUUCAAGGUCGACACCAAUGUCCCCAAGCUCGGCGUCAUGCUGGUCGGCUGGGGUGGCAACAACGGCACCACGGUGACGGCCGGCAUCAUCGCCAACCGCCGUGGCCUUGUCUGGGAAACCCGCAACGGUCCCCAGGCGGCAAACUACUACGGCUCCGUCGUCAUGGGCUCGACUCUGAAGCUCGGCACCGACGCCAAGACCCUCGAGGACGUCAACAUUCCCUUCCACGACGUCCUGCCCAUGGUCCACCCCAACGACCUUGUCAUUGGCGGUUGGGACAUCAGUGGCCUGAACCUGGCCGAGGCCAUGGAUCGCGCCAAGGUGCUGGAGCCGACCCUCAAGGCCCUCGUCCGCAAGGAGAUGGCUGGGAUGGUCCCACUUCCCAGCAUCUACUAUCCCGAUUUCAUCGCCGCCAACCAGGAAGAUCGGGCUGAUAACCUGAUCCCGGGUUCCAAGGCUUGCAUGGCCCAUGUCGAGCAGAUCCGCAAGGAUAUCCGUGACUUCAAGGCUGCCAACAACCUGGACAAGGUCAUUGUGCAGUGGACUGCCAACACGGAGCGCUAUGCCGACAUCAUCCCCGGCGUGAACGAUACGGCCGAUAACCUGCUCAAGGCUAUCGAGGCUGGGCACGGUGAGGUUUCUCCCUCGUCCGUCUUCGCUGUCGCUUGCAUUCUGGAGGGCGCCCCUUUCAUCAACGGCUCUCCCCAGAACACCUUUGUUCCUGGAGCCAUCGAGUUGGCCGAGAAGUACGGCGCCUUCAUCGGCGGCGACGACUUCAAGUCUGGCCAGACCAAAAUGAAGUCGGCCUUGGUCGACUUCUUGAUCAACGCCGGCAUCAAGCUCACCUCGAUUGCCAGCUAUAACCACCUCGGCAACAACGACGGCAAGAACCUGAGCUCGCACAAGCAGUUUCGUUCCAAGGAGAUCUCCAAGUCCAACGUGGUCGACGACAUGGUAGCCGCCAACAGCGUCUUGUACGCCAAGGACGAGCAUCCCGACCACAUCGUCGUCAUCAAGUACGUGCCCGCCGUCGGCGACAGCAAGCGUGCUCUGGACGAGUACUAUGGCGAGAUCUUUUUGGGCGGCCACCAGACCAUCAGCAUCACCAACGUCUGCGAGGACUCGCUGCUCGCCUCGCCGCUCAUCAUUGACCUGGUGGUCAUCGCCGAGCUCAUGACGCGCGUCCAGUGGCGGCUGCACUCGGACGACGGCCAAGGCAACGGCGAGUCGGCCAAGGGCGGCUACAAGAGCUUCCACAGCGUGCUCAGCGUCCUCAGCUACAUGCUCAAGGCGCCGCUGACCCCGCCGGGAACGCCCGUCAUCAACUCGCUGGCAAAGCAGCGCGCCGCCCUCGCCAAUAUCUUCCGCGCCUGUGUUGGCCUCGAGCCCGAGAACGACAUGACGCUGGAGCACAAGCUCUUUUAA